This is a messenger RNA of Oryzias melastigma (Indian medaka), 820 nucleotides long. Its product is annotated as peptidyl-prolyl cis-trans isomerase. Lineage: Eukaryota; Metazoa; Chordata; Actinopteri; Beloniformes; Adrianichthyidae. The record is from RefSeq and is a predicted model, not a curated record. The transcript has 5 exons. Gene Ontology annotation, molecular function: peptidyl-prolyl cis-trans isomerase activity. Gene Ontology annotation, cellular component: intracellular membrane-bounded organelle. Gene Ontology annotation, biological process: protein folding; protein peptidyl-prolyl isomerization. The coding region runs from base 84 to 581 and encodes 165 amino acids.
GAGGAUAGCGUUAAAAGCGGGCGGUGAGGCGUUCACGGACGUGUUUUCCGCCAGCGCAGCUUCACCCAAACGUCGCUCCCAAGAUGGGGAACCCGAAGGUUUUCUUUGACAUCAGCAUCGACGGCGCGAACGCGGGCCGGAUCGUGAUGGAGCUGCGAGCCGACGUCGUCCCAAAGACUGCAGAAAACUUCCGAGCGUUGUGCACCGGAGAGAAAGGCUUCGGCUACAAAGGCUCCUCUUUCCAUCGCAUCAUCCCUAAGUUCAUGUGCCAGGGCGGAGACUUCACCAACCAUGACGGCACCGGAGGCAAGUCCAUCUACGGGGAGAAGUUCGCCGACGAGAACUUCCAGCUGAAGCACAAGGGGAUGGGGACGCUGUCCAUGGCCAACGCCGGCCCCAACACCAACGGCUCGCAGUUCUUCAUCUGCACGGCGUCCACCGACUGGCUGAACGGGAAACACGUGGUGUUCGGGAGCGUCCUGGAGGGCAUCGACGUCGUCAAGGCCAUGGAGAAGCACGGUACGAAGAGCGGCAGCCCCAAAGCCAAGGUCAUCAUCGCCGACUGUGGAGAGCUGCAGUAGAGGAACCGCCGCCGCUGACCUGGGCUCAGCUGUCAGAUGUUGUGUUUAGAGAAAUCUGAUCCACAUUUUGACCUGAAGUGUUUAGAUUUGUGUUUCUAAUAUUUUUACCUGUUAUGUUUUCCUGUAGAUUAUAUUUGUAAAAAGUGUUUAAUCCGAAUAGUGCUUGUUUCUGACCCGUUUCCUAUUCAAAGUCUAUGUUUGUGAUAUGAUAUAAAGGUCUGUGAAAUAUGAGGUGAAAA